Molecule: messenger RNA, 8716 nt
Organism: Neofelis nebulosa (Clouded leopard)
Lineage: Eukaryota; Metazoa; Chordata; Mammalia; Carnivora; Felidae
Gene: MYOCD
Product: myocardin
Exons: 14
Coding region: 418-3306 (962 amino acids)
Biological process (GO): cardiac muscle cell differentiation; smooth muscle cell differentiation
Source: RefSeq, a predicted model, not a curated record
CCGCCGGCCCCGCUCGCCGCGCCUGAUUGGCUGAGCCGCUGUCAGUAGUAAAAAAGUAUCAGAUGGCAAACUUGGGCCCUUCAUAAAGGCGUGGUGGCGAUACUCCGCGAUCGCUGUCAGCCUAUGACAUCAGCGGGGCACGCCUGGGAUGCCGCCGCUCCCGGCCGGACUCGGUGGAGGAGGAGGGUCCCGCCGGCUCAGAGGCAGUUAGCCCCGCGCGGCGAGGGGGGAGCCGCCAGCCUUCCGGGGACACCGCUCUCGGCCGCUGGCUGCCACUGUCCUCCUGCCCAGGGGCGCUCCCGGAGAGGUGGAUGAAUUCUGGGUUGUUAGCUGCGCUCCGCUGGGCUCCGGGAGCCCGUUCCUGGUGGAAAACAGGGGGCGUCUGGCAGAGGGACCAGCGGCUCGUGGACACUCAACAUGACGCUCCUGGGGUCUGAGCAUUCCUUGCUGAUUAGGAGCAAAUUCAGAUCAGUUUUGCAGUUACGACUUCAACAGAGAAGGACCCAGGAACAACUUGCUAACCAAGGCAUAACACCACCACUGAAAAGCCCAACUGAAUUCCAUGAGCAAAGAAAACAUUUGGAUAGUGACAAGACUGAAGACACGCUGAAGCACAAGGUCAGAAACAGGCCUGACUGCGCGGACGUGGUUAAUAUGCACGUACUUCAAGCCUCCACUACAGAGAGGUCCAUCCCAACUGCUCAGAUGAAGCUGAAGAGAGCCCGACUUGCAGAUGAUCUCAACGAAAAGAUUGCUCUCCGGCCAGGGCCACUGGAGUUGGUGGAGAAGAACAUACUGCCCGUGGACUCUGCUGUGAAAGAGGCCAUAAAAGGUAACCAGGUGAGUCUCUCCAAAUCUGCAGAUGCCUUUGCCUUCGAGGAGGACAGCAGCAGUGAUGGGCUUUCUCCAGACCAGACUCGAAGCGAAGACCCCCAGGGCUCAGCAGGAUCCCCAGCGGACAGCAAAGCUUCGGAGACCCCGUUAGCAGGUCCUGCUCUGGGGGCAGUCCAGGAUCAUUCUUCUGGCUCGGAAAAUGACAAGAAUGACUCAGCCUCACAGCUCAGCAACCAGUCAGACGCGGGCAAGCAAGGGCUUGGGACUCUGGGCCCCUCCAGUGCUGGGCACACUGCUGUGAAGUCCAAGUCCUUGAGCGACAGUAAGAACCGCCACAAAAAGCCUAAGGACCCCAAGCCCAAGGUGAAGAAGCUCAAAUAUCACCAGUACAUCCCCCCAGACCAGAAGGCCGAGAAGUCACCUCCGCCCAUGGACUCGGCCUACGCACGGCUGCUCCAGCAGCAACAGCUGUUUCUACAGCUCCAAAUCCUCAGCCAGCAGGAACAGCACCGGCUCAGCUACCCUGGGAUUCACCAAGCUCAGCUCAAGGAACCAAACGAACAGAUGGUCAGAAAUCCAAACUCCACUUCAGCACCACUGAGCAAUACCCCUUUGUCUCCUGUCAAAAACAGCUUUUCUGGACAAACUGGUGUCUCUUCUCUCAAACCAGGCCCCCUCCCAUCAAACCUAGAUGAUCUGAAGGUGUCCGAGUUGAGACAGCAGCUUCGCCUCCGGGGCCUGCCGGUGUCUGGGACCAAGACGGCGCUCAUGGACCGGCUGCGGCCCUUCCAGGACUGUUCGGGGACCCCUGUGCCCAGCUUCGGUGACAUCACGACGGUCACCUUCCCCGUGACGCCCAGCAGCGCGCUGCCCGGCUACCAGCCCUCCCCGCCCGCCAGCGCCUUACCCAAUGGCUUGUACCACUUUGGCAGCACCAGCUCAAGCCCCCCAAUCUCGCCCGCCUCCUCCGACCUGUCAGCCGCGGGGUCCCUGCCGGACACCUUCAACGACGCGUCCCCGUCCCUCUGCCUGCACCCGUCCCCGGCCCCCGCGUGCGCCGAGGAGAGCCCACUGGGCGGCCUGGGCGCGGGCCCCCCGGCCCCCGAGCUGGACGCGCCGGACUCGGAGAAGGACAAGAUGCUGGUGGAGAAGCAGAAGGUGAUCAACGAGCUCACCUGGAAGCUACAGCAGGAGCAGCGGCACGUAGAGCAGUUACGAAUGCAGCUGCAGAAGCAGAAGAGGGGCCUCGGGCCCGAGAGGCCGCCCCCCUUCCUGGCCGUGCCGGUCAAGCAGGAGGACGCCGUCCCCAGCUGUCCGUUUGCGCCCCAGCCGAGACCUGGGAAGAGACCGGGCCCUGCUCCCUGCGCCUCCGAGGCCCCGGGCCGCCCCGACGGCCUCCCCUCCACGUUUCUCAGCCCCCAGUGCUCCCCUCAGCACUCCCCGCUGGGGGCCGUCCAAAGCCCCCAGCACAUCAGCUUGCCCCCGUCCCCCAACAGCCAUUACUUCCUUCCCUCUUCGUCGGGGGGCACGCAAGGAGAGGGUCACAGGGUCUCCUCACCUGUGGGCAGCCAGGCAUGCGCGGCACAGAACUCAGGGGCACAUGAGGGCCAUCCUCCAAGCUUCUCUCCCCAGCCUUCCAGCCUCCACCCCCCUUUCUCUGGAACCCAAGCAGACAGCAAUCAUGGCGCUGGGGGCAAUCCUUGUCCCAAAAGCCCAGGUGUCCAGCAAAAGAUGGCUGGUCUGCACUCUUCUGACAAGACAGGGCCAAAGUUUUCAAUUCCUUCCCCUCCUUUUUCCAAGCCAACAUCAGCAGUUCCAGAGAUAACACAGCCUCCAUCGUACGAAGAUGCAGUAAAGCAGCAAGUGACUCGGAGUCAGCAGAUAGAUGAUCUCCUGGAUGUCCUCAUUGAAAGUGGAGAAAUGCCAGCUGAUGCUAGGGAGGAUCAUUCAUGUCUUCAAAAAGUCCCCAAGAUAGCCGGGUCUUCCCGAAGCCCUAACGCUGCCCUCUCCAAACCUUCAUCUUCAGGAGGCCAACUCUCCUUCGAUCACUAUGGUACCGACAGUGAUGAGCACCUUGAAGUCUUAUUAAAUUCCCAGAGCCCCUUGGGGAAGGUGAGCGAUGUGGCCCUUCUAAAAAUCGGGCACGAAGAGCCUCCUUUUGACGGGAUAAUGGAUGGAUUCUCCGGGAAGGCAGCAGAAGACCUCUUCAGUGGGCACGAGAUCUUGCCAGGCCCCCUCUCCCCGAUGCAGACUCAGUUUUCGCCUUCCUCUGCAGACAGCAGUGGGCUGCGGCUAAGCUUCACCGAAUCUCCUUGGGAAACCAUGGAGUGGCUGGACCUUACUCCACCCAGUUCUACACCAAGCUUCAGCUCCCUGGGCCCCAGCGGCCCCAGCAUCUUUAACAUUGAUUUCUUGGACGUCACGGAUCUCAAUUUGAAUUCCCCCAUGGACCUUCAUUUACAGCAGUGGUAGAUAAUGUCUGUUGAAGAGGUGCUUAGGCAGACCCAUGGGGAUGCCAUGGGGGAAAUCACACAACCAAAAACGCUCCUAUCAUCCAAAAGGAGGAAGAGGUAGGCGAGGAGAAGGAGGAGGAGGAGGAGGGGAGAAGGAGAAAAUUAAAAAGACACGAUGGAGACUUCUGUGACAGUCAAUGAGAGCAAAUAGGAGUCUUUAGAUCUAUGUAAAAUGUAAUAUUUACCAACGUGCAGUAACUGUUCAUGAUUUCAGCUGUGCACUCAGAUAUGUGAUUUCUGAGAUCAAGAAUGCCAAAAAAAAAAAAAAAAAAACCUAAAAUUCUUUCUUUCACUGCCUUUUCAAACACCAGUGUUUUUGUAGCCCAUAAUUUUUCUCAGGCAUUGUUUGGGCGUGAUCACGCUUCGUAUGCUUUUCUUGUGAAUUUAUACUGUGGAAAGGAAAUGUAGCUCUUUUGGAGUACAGGGAGUAUAGCAUAACCAUCAAAGUUUCUGGAAGAUUCACUCAGUGGUGGAGGCUGUGUUUCAGCACCCCCUUCCCUGUCUUUCCAAAUAGAAGUCAGGCCCGACUUCAGUUGGGUGCUGGAGAUAGAAUAGAGGGACAGAGCCAACCCAUUCCCAAGGAAGUGGAAUCAACUCGGUGUCUCUUGGCCACAAAGCUGCCCCAUUGGGGUGGUUCCAAUUCUGGACCCAGGAUUCCAUGUGGUCACUGAUAACAAUGAACCUAUGUUUGGUCCACCCAGAAUUUCCCUCUUUCUCAACCAGUAGCCCAAUCACUCCUGCUGUCUCUGUGAUGAUAAGCACCACAAAACAGCCAAGAACCUGAAAGCAAACAAAAACCAAAACCCCCUGCCAUAUGGAACAUUCCCCAACACAACCCCCCUUUAGUUUCAAAGACUGGAGAUAAUCCCAUGAUCACAUGGGAAGAACAUCUCUAGCUUCGGGAAGCCAUGGCGGGAUCAUUCAGACAAGCUAUAGAGAACACUGUUUCACGUGUCAUGAGAAUAAACACCAUGGAUUACUAUAGCCGGAUGACUAAUUAUGGAGGUCCAACUUUUCUUGGAGGGUGGAAGGGGGCCCACCUGUCUUAUCUUCUCCCACUGCACUUUUCUUUCAAGAUACCAAUCUUUUCUUGCUCCCCUUUUGAAACUCCUUCUUUUUCUGCCCCAACUUGGAGAGGAGAGGACUCCAGAUCUAACAAGGUGCCAUACCCCUAAUAAGCCAUAUUUUAAAAAGCUAAAACUCCAGGCUCUCCUGGAGAACUCAUUCUCCAUAUGCAUAAUUUGCUUCAAAAAGCCGAAAGAAUGUCCUUGCAGUGAGUGGGGAAGGAUAACCUUGGGGUCCUCCGUCCCAAAGCUCAUUCUUCAGUCAUUUGAUUUACUGCAGUCAUCAAUUUGGGUGGUUCAGGGGAAAUUGGAAAUUAUUACAUUGUAAAAAUAGAUGUGAACGAUAUUUACCAGGAGAGAGAGGAUUUCAGGUCUUGGUGGUGAAAGGAAACAGAGUCGCACAUGGAAAACGAGGGAAGGAAGAAAGACAAUUUUUCUCAUGUGCGUUCCUCAUUAUCUUGUGCUUUUGCUGGGAGUUGUUUUCAGCUCAAGUGGCAAGGCAGUCGCUCUAAAGCUCACUGUGGCUCCCAGCUCACCGUUUUCUAGUGUUGCAUGCUGUAGAACGUAGCUAUUGCUGGUUUGGUUGUUGUUGUUGUUGUUGUUGUUGUUGUUGUUGUUGUUGUUGUUUUAAUUUAAAUCACUAAGGCACUGUUUUCUUCUUUUGUAAAAAAAAAAAAAAAAAUUCACUGUGCACUUACGGAGAAAAUAACCAAAAAUGUUGUGAUUUUAGAAGUUCUCUCUUGGAGAAACCAAAGAUUUAGAAGUCAUUCCAUUGUUACCUUGUAAACAUGUGUGAACACAGAGUGUUUUUGGUGACUAGUACUCUGAAAGCUUCCAGAGCUUAUGGGGGGGCAGGGUAGGUAUGCAUAUGUGUAUAGUUAUAUACAGAUGCAUAUGUCUGUGCGCAUAUGUGUGUGCAUAUAUACAGGGAUAUGUAUAUAUCUAUACAUAUAUGUGCAGUCGUGUGUCUCUUGAAAAGCAGUGACACAGAGUCCUGUACCAAAAGCCUUUGAAGCCCCAGUUUGCUGUGAAAUACUUGGCCUUUGUCACUACGAGUUCCCGAUUAAUCAACCAGACUCUACGUUGCCUCCCUGUGAAUGACUAACAGCUCCAGCUCAGUGAGUCACAGCCACUUGCUUACCAUGAACACGCUCAUCUUGACAAAGAAUACGGACGUGAAAAGACAGAACUGCUCCCCCAUUAGUGAUACAGUCUCUCGUAGAAAAGCAUCAAAGGGCCAUGAAAAUCGUUUUUACAUUCCUUGAUCUGCAUUGUGCUUUAAGAGAUCCACGUGCUAAAUUCUGCAUUUUGCGGUUCACGUCAGUCAUCGGAACCCAAAAUCUAGAGGGGGAGGAAAGAAUCCCCAGUGUUUUCUGUGAAGCCGAGGAUACGGGGAAGAAAACUUUGUUGGCGCAUUCCUCACGUGUGCUUAUCCCUCGGAGGUCAGAGUUUUAUUUUGGAUCUUGACGAAGCUUGCUGGUCAGCCCGUGUUUCAUGUGCCCAUGUUGUACCAUUUGUAUGUUUAUGUUUUCUCCCUUUGCUGCCUUUGGAAAACAAACUCACAGUGUCCCUACUCUGAGACUCUGGCCUGAGCGUUAAUUAUGGUUUCCUUUGGGUAUUUCUAGCAGAAGGACUAGACUUGGUCAGGAGGCCGCUGUGCUUUGUAAGACUGUGCACUGUCACGGAGACCUUUUUAAGAUAUUACCAGCACCGAUACGCAAGCAUCACAGCCGACAAGAGAUACUUGCUAUUUCCAACCAACACACUUCACACAGAGCAGACCCUGGAUUCUUGGCCUCAGCCCCCCUCCCACAGGCUCCACACCAUAUUCGCUGUAUAUCUCUCCGUAGAGCAGAAGUGAGAUACACGGUAGAAAAUCAGGGAUAUAGCUGAGAAAGCAUCGAAGAAGUUGGCUGCACCCAGUGGAUCGGAUAAACCAUGCUAAUUCAUCUGUCUCCUGUUGGGAGUGUUUAAGUUCUUUUAGACUCUAAGGGCGUCCUCUUUUCUGGGGACCAACCAACCAGGCAUGACUGGGAGAUGGACAGAAGAGACUUCUGAAGAUGGCCACCAAGUUUCUUAAUGCUCUUAGAGCCUGAAAACAACCAUGAGUCGUUUUCUUGAGACUCCUAGGACCCCCGUGGUGAAGCAGACCUGCAGACACAGACGUUUGCAGCCAACGCCAAUGUUGCUGCAGCCACAUGGGUUCUAAUGGUAGUUACCAACAGACUCCGAAAAUUCAUCUGUGCAAAUACUUUCGUUAAGCCAGUGCUUAGUAGUAUUAGCCCUGCUACUAACAGUGUUAUUGAGACAACAUGCAUUCUGUUAUAAGGGGGAGAGAGAAGAAGGGAGGGAGGGAGGGAGGAAGGAAGGAAAGGAAGGAAGGAAAGGAAGGAAGGAAGGAAGGGAAGAAGGAAGAAAAGGGAGGGAAGAAGGAAGGAAGGGAAGAAGGAAGGAUGGAAGGAAAGAAGGGAACAAGAAAGGAAGGAAAGAAAGAAGGAAGGAAGGGAGGAAGGAAGGAAGGAAGGAAGGAAGGAAGGAAGGAAGGAAGGAAGGAAGGACAGAAGGAGAGGAAAGGAGGAAGGGAGGAAAACCAAGAGUGUCUCCACCUGAAUAGUCAGGGGUCUGUGCACUGGUGGCCUUAGCCAUUCAAAAACAUUUAUUUCCAAUCUGGAGGAAAACAAAACAAAACAAAACAAAACACCCUACUCUAAGCAUUCAAGACAGUCCUUCUCAAAAUUUAUUUAGGCUCCAUCUGCUCUUCCAGAAGCAAAUGCCGGUCUGGCUGAAAACGCCCGCAUCAAGUUUGCUCACCCAGUGGACAAUUCCCUGACGCAUGACCUACGCAAAAGCGCACGAAUCCCCAGACGUCCACUACUAAACUGAUAAAGUACAGAUAGUUCAGAUUCCGUGAUGGGGAGCUGCUGUUCGUGUAAGGAAGAACCCUGGGAAUGUCCUAGCCCCUAAACCAGAAACCCCUUAGCUCUGAAUUUUUAAAAAGUGGGGGGAGGGGCUUCGUUUUUCCAGAAGGGAGAGUAGAGGGCCCCUUUUCUGCCAAAACCUAUCACCUGCACAGACAUUUUUUUUUUUCUUGUCUCUGAGAUCCAACAGCCAGAGCAUAGCACUUGGCGAUCUUUCUGUAUCUCCCACCCCUGAGCGUUGGUUUUCAUUGCUAGAUACAGAAGCCCCUUGAAAAUCAGGAAAGGGUUAAGGAAACUUCUACUGUCUUUUUUUCCAUUCACUGCCUUUGGCUUUCAUAGCAAGCUCUGGAUGCAAAAGGGACACUUCCGGGGGAGGGGUGUCCGUGGGGAGCCACCACCCCUCAGGAGGAAAUCACUUGGCCGUCCUCAGUCAGGGCUUCAUUCCUCACAAUGGGAAGCCCUCAAGGGCUGGCACGCAGUUUGCUUGCUAUCUGGUGUGCGAGAACUCAAGAGUGAAGACGGUCUGGGGCUUUCCUUUCCCUGUAAAUCCAGUAUAAACCAGCAGGGGGGCUCAGAUGAUGAAUUUGCUAGUUCUUUCUUAGAUGGAUAAUAUCACUAAACACGCAGAGUCCAGGUCCUGAAACAAGAUGGUCCUAUGGUUCCGGGGCUGCUCAGGGUUGUGUUCAGGAGCUGGGUUUGAUUCUAGAAUCCACAUUUUCAGAGCACCCCUGGCUAGGUGGAGUCUAUGCCUGAGAAGAUGAUUUCAAGACAUGGAAAGAUCUGGGAAGAAUUUCUCUAUCAUCUAUCUGCCAGGGACCCACUGGGUUCAAUAACAUAUAAGUGAGCUCCCUUUUGAUUCUAGGGUUUGGCGAUUCCCCAAUGGAUUAGGAUGAACCAAACUCCUGACCAUCUCUUGUGCUUCGUAUAACGACCUGCUCCCAUCAUGGAUGCUGGUUAAUGUGAGUUUCCUCUAUAAAUGGUUUCCCAGCUCCCAAGUGUUUAUGGAAAGGCGGAGCAUGAUGGUGGGGAUCCUGGAUGCUAUUCUAGUGUUUUCCAAAGAAAGAGAACCCACACUGCUCCCUGGAGCUCCCCUCCAGUCGGCCUGCAGUGAGGAAAGAGGGUGACACAUUGCUGGGUGCCUGAAGCCCUCCCUUGGUGAAACACAAAAGAAACGCUUUGCAAAGCAAUCAGAAAAGCCAGCAUAUGGUUCUCUGUGGGACCUGCGUAUUGUUUUCACUUUGGUCUCCUUUGCUCAAGUAUCCAUUACCAGAAAGAAACGUGUGUUACCAGGAAAAGAAGCAAUAGCUAAAAUACCAAAGUUGGCAUGUAUUCUUUUUAAAAAAUAUAUAAAUAUAUUUUUAAAUAAAAUGUUUUAUUUUGAAAAAGA